This is a messenger RNA of Parastagonospora nodorum SN15, 1521 nucleotides long. RefSeq lists its product as hypothetical. The coding region runs from base 1 to 1506 and encodes 501 amino acids. Lineage: Eukaryota; Fungi; Ascomycota; Dothideomycetes; Pleosporales; Phaeosphaeriaceae. The transcript has 7 exons. Gene Ontology annotation, cellular component: cytoplasm. The record is from RefSeq and is a predicted model, not a curated record. Gene Ontology annotation, molecular function: oxidoreductase activity.
AUGGUCUUGCCAAUCGACAAUCCCACAAAGUCCUACUGGAUCGAGGCCGCCGAGUCGCCUUUGCGCGACUAUCGCUCUAGCGAACAGCUGCCGGAACAAACUGAUAUUGUCGUCAUUGGCAGUGGCUACGCCGGUGCAUCGACUGCGUAUUGGAUUCACAAGUUCACGGAAAAAGCCUCCAGACAACCUGAAGUGACUGUCCUGGAAGCGCGUGAUAUAUGCGGAUCUGCUACGGGACGCAAUGGAGGACAAUUGAGGCCACACGCUUACUCUCGCUAUCCAAUCUGGCGCGAACGAUUCGGGCCUAAUGGAGCAAUGGAACUAAUCAAACACGAGAUGGCUCAUCUCUCGGCCUUCAAGGAGCUAGCAGAGGAAGAGGGCAUAACUGAAGAAGCGUGUCUUUUGUUUGGUGAGACUUUUGAUGCAGCUAUGACUGAUGAAGCUUGGGUGCGACUCAAAGGCGCUUUACAAGCUAUGCAAGACGAUCACGGCGUCGAUGAUGACAUUGUCAGAGUCUGCAAAAUUAUCGAAGAUGCUACACAAGCAGAAGACUACACGCAGAUGAAGGGGGCCCGGGCGGCAGUAGUGCAUCCUGCUGGUCAAAUAUGGCCGUACAAGUUUGUACAUGCCCUCAUUCGCAUACUCCUCAAGUCGGGUAACCUGAGUCUCCAUGCAAACACACCAGUCGUUGGUGUAAAGGAGCGCGAUGCUCACGGUUGGAUCCAAGUCCAGACAGAAAGAGGGACUAUUCGCGCAAAGACAGUUGUCCACACAACGAACAGAUGGGCAUCUCACCUCCUGCCGGAGUUUGAAAAGCUCAUUUUGCCUGUUCGAGGGACAGUAAAUGCUAUCAAAGCACCUCCGGGUUUUCUCAAGCACACUGGAGCGCAGCAUUGGGAUAACACAGUCAAUAACUACCAUCUUCAACUACCUGCGCCCUUCAACACUAUCAUGUUCGGAGGCGCAAGGCCGAUUGUUAUUCACACCCCGGACGCCGUGAUGAUGAAUGACGAAGAGGACAAGCAAUUCGUUGGUGUUCCAGACUUCUGCAGGUCGUGGCCAGCAUCAGACAUCAAAGACUGGCCAGGGCCAAAGAUGGCAGAGCUAGGCAAACCGGAGAACAAGGGAGGGUGCUGGACGGGAGUUCAAACAGCAAGUGCAGAUGACUUCCCAUUUGUUGGGCCGAUCCCAGGCCGCAAGAGCCAGUUCAUCAAUGCUGGAUUUGCUGGACACGGCAUGCCACGAAUUCUGCUCUCAUCUGCACACAUCGUACCUCUUGUACUGGAUAGUGUUGGCUUCCAACACAGUCCACCGCACCUAGCUACAUCCUACCCUGAGUUACCUCAACCGUUCCAUGCUACUGCCGAGCGCAUUGAGAGGCUUCAAAACACGGAUACAACGGCACUCGUUCAGAGCUUCAAGCAGCGAUGUGAAUUGAGCGCGAAGAAGCCAUUUUGCGAUGCAGGUAGGAUUUAUGCGCCCUUGUAUUCAAAUGAUAGAAUGUAAAGUAUGUUCUUCUCA